GCCUAGCACUGUGCGUGGCUAUUUAUCUUUUAUCAAACUUGACAGGACUCAAACCAUUUUUCGCUCGAAAAAAUAUGUGAUUUGGCGCCGGCUGUCGCGUUUAUUGCUCAUCGUGAAAUGGGCGACGACAAAAAGAAAGGGCAGGAUGUAGGAGAAGAGGCCGAGGAUGAACGGCUGGAAUUCUUACUCAAUUAUCUCACGAAGUCUUACAAACUCAAACAGGAAAGAUGGAAUAAGAUGAUUGCGAUUGAUGAAAAUCGGAAAAUGAUUUUAAAGUUCUUUGAAAACCCCUCUCAAAAAAUGCUCCUACUGACAAUACCGAGCACGGGACUUCUUACCCCGUUCACCUCGUUCAAUGCCCAAGUUAAGCAAAAGUUUACUUAUUUCAUAAGAAAAAAAGAAGAAGCUGUAACAAUGGAAAAUUUCCGAGAUGUACUCACGUUUGGAGACAUGUCCGGAAAACCUAUUGAAGAUUUAUCGGUGCUUGUAGAAGGAGUGUUUGUGCCGCUAAUGUCAAACACCGAUAAUCAAAAAGGUUGGCCUAGGGUGGUGGCUCAGGAUGUGGUCGCACACAUAAGAACUUUUAAGAAUACAGUCGAUCAGAUUAAGGGAGCAAUGAAAAGUCAAGUAAUCCUGCCGAUGCCGCAGGGCAUGUCGACGGUUUUCCAAGCGAUCCAAGCUUUUAUAGACACCGACGGCGAAGAAGUGAAUUUGCCGCUGAAAACGACAAUGGAAAAUGCGGUCAUGAAAUGGACCACGGUUUGCGGCGAGAUUUUGAAGCAAACUUCGCAACUGUGUUUCGCCAACGGUGCCAAACCGGUGCCGCAACAAGAAAUCGAAUUCUGGAAUGCACGAGUUAAAAACAUGGAGUCGAUUUAUGAUCAAUUGUGUGAUCCCAGAGUCAAGAAAAUGGGUGAAUACUUAGAAUUAACAAAAAGCACUUAUUCCAAGGCGUUCAAUAAUCUGUUCAAGGAAAUCGUAGCGGCUCUUGUUGAGGCAAGAGAUAUAUUGAAACAUCUUAAAGCAUUGGCGCCCUGUUUUGGAAAAUUUGACGAAAAUGAAUUUUUGGAAUGCGAACCCUAUGUCAAACCUUUGGUCCAUUGUGUUGGUUUGGUAUGGACCCAUUCAAAAUACUACGCACGCAGUGACCGAAUUGUGAUCCUAUUCAGAAUGAUUGUAAAUCUCCUAAUAGACUCGGCAGAAAGAACUUUAGAUCCUAGCAGUAUUUUUCAAGGUGAAGCCGACGAAAUGUACGAAAAGAUCAACGUGACCAUUCACAUUUUGGAAAAAUUCCAAGACGCUUUCGAAUACGUCCGAGAAAAUUUAGAUUCCUAUUAUAAACCGCCCAUUGAGCCAACUGACGAAGUCCCUGAGAAAAAGUCAUGGAAUUUCCACAGACGAAAUGUGUUUCAACGAUUACUAGAUUUCCUACAACGUUUGAACGUCAUUAAAACGAUUUUACAAACUUAUCUCGAUUUUUCAAAAUUGGAAAAAGUCGAAAUCGGCGGUAUUAAAGGCAGAUAUUUGUCAGCCAAAUGCCUAGAAAUAUUUGAGGAAUUUAAUAAAUCUUAUAAUUUAUUUCAAAAUAUUCAAUACGACGUUAUGGAUACGAAAGACGCUUCUUUGAUAAAAGAUUUUAAUAAUUUCCAAGAAAUUUGUGCCGAUUACGAUAAACGAUUGGCUGCCAUAUUCAGGCAAGCAUUCGACGAUUGUUUCAAUUUGGAAAACAUUUUCAAAUAUCUCAAUCUGGCGGCAAAUAUGUUUUCUAGGCCAUACAUUACCGAUUUGGUUACAGUCAAAUAUCCGGUUAUCACAGAAAUGUUUGAUAAGGAACUGAAUACGGUUAAAGAGCUUUAUGAUACUGCUAAAAAGGAGGGAGCACCUAUUGACAAAAAUUAUCCUCCUGUAGCUGGAACAAUUUUGUGGCUACAACGAUUAUAUUUGAGAAUUUCUAAGCCUGCUGAAGAGUUCAGAUUGAUUGAACAUGAAAUUCUGGAAGAAGAAUAUACACAGGUUGUUUUUAAAAAAUACGACGAAAUGAUACAAUUAUUAACAACAGAACAAACAAAUCUGUUACAAGAUUGGUUCGCAAAAGUUCCCGAGCAAAUCAGUCAUAGUAUGUCAAAAUUUCAAGUAGUUCGCGAUCAAAAUGAAAUGUUGCUACUGAAUUUCGAUGACCAACUACAAGCGAUUCUAAGGGAAAUGAAAUAUUUGAAAAAUAUGGACAUCGAAAAUCUACCUCCAGAGGCGAACGAAUUGUUUGAGAAAAGCGAAGAAUUGUUUUCGUCCAUUAUGAAAUUGAAACGAAUCGUUGAAUGGUAUAAUUAUUUGAUGCAAAAAACUACCCCCGAGGAGUUUAAUUUGAUUGAACCCGAUCUUUUGGGUAUUGAUGAGUUACUUUUGCAAGUAACAGAGCAAUAUACUUGGGAUACCAAUAAUAUCGACAUUAUACAAGAAAUUUUCAAUUCUACCAAAGAGUUGACCGACAGAGUGAAAAAGGCCCAGGCAAACGUUAAAAAUCUAAUAAACGGUAUAAACGCGUGGGGUCGCCAACUUUUAUUCGAACGUAAAGAUGGCAAAAAAGAAAACUUGCUUUAUCUUGAAGAUAGAAGCGAACGACUGCAAAAACGUCAAGAACAAGUGUUCGCCUCAUCCGAAGAACUUCAAAGAAUUGUCAAGGAAAAUUACGAAUUAUUCUUUCACGAACCUAUGGAGCCUGAACCUGAACCUGAACCUGACACUGCUUUGACAACGAAAACUGAACUAGCUGAUAAGAAAAAAGGCAAAAAAGAAAAACCGAAAAAAGUCAAGAAGCCAAAACCGGUUCAGAAAUCCCCAGAGGAACUGGCAUUAGAAGCCGAAGAAGCUGCUAGAUUAGAAGCGUUGGCCCAACAAAAAGAACGAAAACGAGAAAUGUGGAUUUUAUAUCUGCGAAAUCUUGAUAGUAUAAUUGAAAAACUAAUGGUGGACGCCGUAAAAUUAAAUCAAUUAUCGAUUCUGAAUGAAAUGGCCGACUAUACUCCAAGUCCUCUUUUGGAACUUGUUAUGGAACUACACGAACCUGUUAUAGUUUUUAUUCCUUCGAUUGAUUUGGAAGAACCAUCGAAUUUUAUUACAUUUGUAGAAGAUCUCUUGGAGGAUAUCUACAGCAUGUGUCGUCAAAUGACGUUCUCCGAUCCAGAAAAAGUAGGCGAAAACUAUCUAGAAUCGAUAAGAGAAGAUUCAGCAAUAGCACAAGAAAAAAACGACAUUUGCUCCAAAGUUAUGGAAGGAGUUGAUGCCGCCCACACGUACCAAAAAGAGUUUGAUGAAUACUAUACGUUGUGGGACGAAGACAGGCAAGAAGUUUUAAGACAAUUUUUACUUUAUGGCAGAACGCUUACGCCGGACGAAAUGGAUAGAGUUCAUGAGGAAGGUUCCGACGCUAUUAAAAUAAGCCCACCAACUAUAGCUCAGUUCAAGGAACAAAUUGAUUUUUAUGAGGAGUUGUAUAAGAAAGUUGAAAAAAUACCAAGUGAAAAAAUCCUAGUACCCUGGUUAUGCGUCGAUCUACGUCCUUUAAGGCAAGCUAUUUUAAAUACAGUUUGCAAAUGGGGAAAUUUGUUCAAGCAACAUCUUUACAAUCACGUUAUCGAAAGUUUGAAUAAUUUGGAGACAUUUAUUAAGGAAGCAGUGGCAGCGAUGCAGGUUCCACUCACAGAAGACGACUAUGACGGACUAUUGAAAGUCAUGGGCUAUCUGUUCAAAGUUAAAGAAAGACAAGUUGAGACUGACGCAAUGUUUGAGCCUCUCAAACAAAUUAUGGACUUGUUGAAAGAGUAUAAUGUCGAGUUUCCGGAAGAAGUUACUGUGCAGUUGCAAGAAAUUCCCGAUAAAUGGAUUCAUUGCAAAAAGGUUGCAGCCACAACAAAACAAACAGUAGGCCCAUUGCAAGCGCUCCAGGUCAACGCAAUCAAACGUCGUAUCAACCUUUUCGAAAUCCGCCAAAACAUGUACCGAGACCUAUUCAAAAGUCAGCGUUUCUUCUAUUGGGACUGUCCGAAAGUCUACACGCUUUUGGACAAAACGCACAGCGAAGCGGCCGAGCUGGAAGCCGAACGAGACAAGCUCGAAGAACAAUCCAAUCUUUUCGAACUCUCAUUUCCCGAGUUUAAAGCUAUAAAAGCUACGCGCAAAGAACUCAAGCAAGUAAAAGUAAUUUGGGACUUUAUUAUGGUCUGCCGCUCGUGCAUCGACGAAUGGAAAUUGACCCCGUGGAAGAAAAUUGACGUGGAAAACAUGGAAAUGGAAUGCAAAAAGUACGGCAAAGAAAUCAGGCAAAUGGAUAAGGAGAUUAAAGGCUGGGAUGCCUAUAUUCAAAUGGAUGCUACCAUUAAGAAUAUGUUGACGUCAUUGAGAGCUGUUACUGAGCUACAAAAUCCAGCUAUUAGAGACAGACAUUGGAUACAAUUGAUGCAGGCUACAAAAGUAAAAUUUGUCAUGAACGAUGACACGACCUUAAGCGAUCUGCUCGAUUUGAAUCUGCACGAAUUUGAAGACGAAGUUAAAAAUAUCGUUGAUAAAUCCGUGAAGGAAAUGGCCAUGGAGAAAGUCUUGAAAGAACUGAAUGCUACUUGGAAUGUUUUGGAAUUUGGUACCGAAGCUCACGAACGUACCAAGUUGAGAUUACUGACAGUCACCGAAGAAGUAAUAGAAACACUAGAAGAAAACCAAGUUGCGUUGCAGAAUAUGAUGACGUCGAAGUUUAUAGAUUUUUUCCUUGAAGAAGUAUCCGAUUGGCAAAAAAAAUUGGGCAACGCCGACCAAGUAAUACAAGUAUAUUUUGAUGUGCAACGUAAAUGGAUGUAUUUGGAAAGUAUCUUUAUCGGUUCGGAAGAUAUUAGAAGUCAAUUGCCGGAAGAUUCAAAGCGAUUUGAUAGGAUCGACAGGGAAUUCAAAGAUGUUUUGAGUGACAUGCUAAAGACACCAAACAUAGUAAAAGCAACUAACAAACAAGGGCUUUAUGAAAAAUUGGAAAGUUUGCUUAAAGAAUUGACGUUAUGUGAAAAGGCGUUAAACGAUUAUCUCGAAACUAAACGUCUAGCCUUUCCCAGAUUCUACUUCGUAUCAUCAGCUGAUUUAUUGGAUAUUUUAUCCAACGGCAAUCAACCUGAUCUAAUUCAACGGCAUUUAACCAAACUUUUCGACUCGUUGGCCAAGCUGGUGUUCAUACAGGAAGGCGGAAAAAAUAGUAAACGAGCAAAAGAAAUGAUUUCCAAGGAAAACGAGGAACACGUGACAUUCGCUAACGUUUGCGAUUGCAGCGGCAAAGUGGAACAGUGGCUCAAUCGCGUCAUUGACGUGAUGCGUUUGACUCUUCAUCAGUUGUUUGGGGAAGCUGUCAUCACUUAUGACGAGAAACCGAGAGAAUUGUGGAUUAAUGAUUAUCCUGCUCAACCUGCAUUAAUUGGUGAUCAAAUUUUCUACCCUAAUAACUGCUGUAGAUAG
Messenger RNA from Ceutorhynchus assimilis (cabbage seed weevil), 5487 nucleotides. Lineage: Eukaryota; Metazoa; Arthropoda; Insecta; Coleoptera; Curculionidae. The record is from the annotation of a GenBank genome assembly.